AUGGACGCUUGUAGCAUUCUACAAGAAUUCCACAAUCGUACCACGCGUGUCGAGAUCGAGAUGCCACGCCGCAUGCAUGAAUUCAAGAUGGAAAGCGGAUCGAUGCAGAUGGUAUCGAAAGGAGAAGAAAGCUAUGUACUUACAUUUGUGGAUGAUUUUUCACGUUUCGUGGUUGCUCACUUCCUGAAUAGUAAGAGUGUGGUCGCCGUAAAGCUCGCCGAAUAUAAGACGUUUUUCGAAAAGCGGUGGGGGAAGCAAAUUAAAUGCAUUCGCUUUGACAAUAGAACGAACAUUCGUGAACAAGAAGAUCACAUCUAUGUGCUCUCGCUUGAUGAGCUUGAAGUUAAUGGUAUUUACGACACAACGUGUUCGGAAAACAAAUCAGUUACCCAUGUUUUCACGGAACUGAAUGAAGAAGCGACACAUUUUCCUGCUGAGCGACGGCCGGUGAUAGACGAACCUAUGAAUAGUGUCGAGGAGUCAACGGAAGAUAUUGAGACGGGUGAGGUCGAAUUAGAGCGCAAAAAUAAUCUGGAGCACUCGAAGAUCGGAUAG
Molecule: messenger RNA, 555 nt
Organism: Plasmopara halstedii
Lineage: Eukaryota; Oomycota; Peronosporomycetes; Peronosporales; Peronosporaceae
Product: FOG: Transposon-encoded proteins with TYA, reverse transcriptase, integrase domains in various combinations
Exons: 2
Coding region: 1-555 (184 amino acids)
Biological process (GO): DNA integration
Molecular function (GO): nucleic acid binding
Source: RefSeq, a predicted model, not a curated record